GAAGCCUGUGAGAAUAACUUCCGGGUGAUGUAGUAACUUCCGGCUGUCACAAGUCCGAGUCCCUAGCGCUCAGGGUUAAAGUGGAUUAUUUAUUAUUGUAUUUAAAAAACUGAAUACAAUAAAAAAAGCUUCGUGACUUCCGGGUUGUCUUCCCCGGUCUGUCCCGGUUCUCUGACGGAGUUUCUCCGGAGCUCGGAGCAGGCCUCUUGCAGCAGACCUCAGAUCUGCGUCUCGGACCUGUUGUAACGAUCAGCUGUUAGUUCACGACAGUAACCACUGAUCUGUUUCAGAAAUGUCUUCGUUAUGGAGCCUGAGGCCGUUUCUGACGUCACUGUUUCAAGCCUCCCAUCAUGCCCCUGCCUGGACGGGGCCCCUCCUCUCCAGGACGAUGGCCACCCUCAACCAGAUGCACCGGCAGGGGAAGCCCACACCGCCUCCUAAAGCCGUCGGUGCCACGUUUGGCCGGCCCCAGCUGAAAGCGGUGAUCCUGAAGACCAUGAUCCGAAAGCCCAAGAAACCCAACUCCGCCAACAGGAAGUGCGCUCGGGUGCGUCUGUCCAAUGGGAAGGAGGCAGUGGUGUUCAUCCCCGGGGAGGGGCACAACCUACAGGAGCACAACGUGGUGCUGGUGCAGGGCGGGAGGACGCAGGACCUGCCCGGGGUCAAACUCACCGUGGUCAGAGGCAAAUAUGACUGUGCCCACGUGGUGAAGAAGAAACAGUAGAGUGAGAGAGGGCAGCGUUCAGUCUCAGCUGUUUUAUAAAUGUUUGUGCUCUUUACUUUGCAUCAUCACGGUGACCUUGUCAAAGGUCAAGUCAGAAACCUGUGGACGCACAGAGACGUGAUCUCCGGUCGUGCUCCUCAGAGGUGGAACCCGGCUGCAGAGUUUACUCCUGUUCAGACAGAGCGUUGGUGCAGCACUGAUUCUGGAUCAUAGUGUCUAUGACACAUGGGAAUAAUUUGAAGGAUCAAUGACUCUUUGUCUCAACCUAAAUUCAUGAAGUCAUAUUUGAGGAAGAACAAUAAAGACGCCUCAUGUCCCACAAA
Pleuronectes platessa (European plaice) is the source of this 1047-nucleotide messenger RNA. It is a transcript of the gene mrps12, whose product is annotated as mitochondrial ribosomal protein S12. The coding region runs from base 293 to 724 and encodes 143 amino acids. NCBI's taxonomy places the organism in Eukaryota, Metazoa, Chordata, Actinopteri, Pleuronectiformes, Pleuronectidae. Gene Ontology annotation, biological process: translation. Gene Ontology annotation, cellular component: ribosome; small ribosomal subunit. The transcript has 3 exons. The record is from RefSeq and is a predicted model, not a curated record. Gene Ontology annotation, molecular function: structural constituent of ribosome.